AUGGUGAAUGCAGCAAGUGGUGGAGGGCUAGUGAAUAAGACUCCAGGAGAUGCAACUAGGUUGAUUGCAGAGCUAGCAGAAAAUUCUAAGCAAUUCAGUCAGAGAACUCCCACGCGCCGGGUGAAUUUAGCAAAUUCGAAUACAACUGAGUUAGAGAGUCAAAGGAAGCACAGGUUAGGAGGGAAGGAAAAAGUGAAAGUGAGUGCUCAUGUUUCUGCAGUUUUCCAAAAGAAACUUCCUGAAAAAUGCAGUGAUCCUGGUAUGUUUACUGUUCCAGUUACAAUAGGGGACACCACUUUUCAUAGAGCUAUGUUGGAUUUGGGUGCAUCAAUUAAUGUUAUUCCAUAUUCCCUGUUCAAAUCUUUGGAACUUGGACCUUUACAUGAAACCGAGGUAGUGAUUCAAUUAGCUGAUAGGUCAAAUGUUUACCCUAAGGGAGUGGUGGAAGAUGUGCUUGUGAAAGUUGAUGAACUAAUUUUUCCUGCUGACUUUUAUGUGCUUGAUAUGGAACAUGAUAGACAAGCAGUUCCCAUCUUGUUAGGAAGACCCUUCUUGAAAACUUCUAGGACUAAAAUUGAUGUUUUUACUGGUUCUUUAACUAUGGAGUUUGAUGGGCAAGAAAUUGUGUAUAACAUCUAUAAUUCCAUGAAAUAUCCUGUUGACACUCAUUCUUUGUGUUCCAUUGAUAUCAUUGAUCCUAUAGUGCAGGAUGUCUUCGAUGUUGAGGGCGAGGAUGCGCUCCUCACUUCCAUUUCUAAUGAUUUAUCUGCUGAUUGUUUGGAUAUCCCUUUGCCUAAUAGUGUGCAGAUGAUGGUAGCAGAGUUGAAUAGCCAUUCCAAGCUCCCACUUAGACCACCAGGUUCGACACCUACCCCAUUGACAGUGCCUACUGAUAAACUCUUACCUUCUGUUUUGCAGGCACCCCAGGUGGAGCUAAAACCACUUCCUGAUCAUUUGAAAUAUGUGUUCCUUGGUCAGAACGAUACUUAA
This is a messenger RNA of Chenopodium quinoa (quinoa), 990 nucleotides long. RefSeq lists its product as uncharacterized. The transcript has 2 exons. Lineage: Eukaryota; Viridiplantae; Streptophyta; Magnoliopsida; Caryophyllales; Amaranthaceae. Bases 1 to 990 code for a protein of 329 amino acids. The record is from RefSeq and is a predicted model, not a curated record.